This is a messenger RNA of Rotaria socialis, 705 nucleotides long. The record is from the annotation of a GenBank genome assembly. Lineage: Eukaryota; Metazoa; Rotifera; Eurotatoria; Philodinida; Philodinidae.
AUGGAACACACACAACAUGAUUCCACAAGAAACCCAUAUUAUCCGACAAACUCUCGAUCAACUACCUAUAAUAUCGAUGAUCGGUUAUCUGACUCUUGUAAUCGACUAUUGUGGUCUCCGACAAUUUCGGAUGACUACAGUCAAAUAGCCGACGCAAGGGAAAAUAACCGAACCACGAUUCCAAUCCUUCCGACCCAAUCAAAUCAUUAUCAACGUCUCUUAGGUCGUUCAGAACCCAACUACCCCACCCAUAUUAAUAGUAAAAAUCAUACGAACUGGCCGACAACAGGUGAAACAGUUCGUCAUGAUCAAGAGUUAUUGCUAAAUCAUGACUCGUUCCACGGGUUUAAAUCACAUUGUGACCCUCCAUUCCACAUACAUCACCGAACACCUUCAAUUCUACUCGAAUCUCUCAUACAAAAGAUUUCUACUAUACAUUUAUUUACUAUUACCACUACAUCAGAUAAUUCUACUUCCGAUAUACCAAAAUCUAUUCCAGUCUUGAUACAAAUACAAGCCAUUCGUGACGAAGAGUUAUCUGUUGUAAUUCUAGUUGAAGUACAACAUCUUCCUCAUCGAUCAACACCGUUAUUUUCGCAUCAUUCUCUCUAUUUGAUCUAUCUCAUAUUACGCAUCAUCUUAAUCUUCAAACAAACUUCACUAAUGAAUGGAACAAAGCCCAUCCACAUACUUUUGAAUGUAUAA